CGUACGUAUGUAGCGUGAGUCAUACUGUUCAUGCCUGUUUGCUGUUACCGGUAUUCAUAAAAUACGUGUUUUACGGAGAUUUUUACGGAACGUGUACCAGCAUGGAUCACAUCAGUUAACUAUUAAUUAUCACCCGAAUUGAACUGUUUUGUAAACUCAUCUCUUUCAACCUCUCGAAGCCAUAAACAAUGCCUUCAAACGCGGUCGAGUUUUUCUUGGGCGGGAUCGCAACGUGCGGCGCCGGUCUGUUUACCAACCCGCUGGAAGUGGUCAAAACUCGCAUGCAGUUACAGGGUGAACUAAAAGCACGCGGGACAUAUCAACGCCACUACCGCAACGUUUUCCACGCAUUUUACACCAUUGCACGUGUUGAUGGCCUGCUGGCUCUACAGAAAGGACUUGUUCCUGCUCUUUGGUAUCAACUCUUCAUGAACGGAGCAAGGUUAGGGACAUACCAGUGUCUUGUGAACAUGGGACUUACGAAGAACUCGAAGGGAGAACUGAGCUACCCCCGAGCCGUAGCUGCGGGGGCAUUUGCUGGAUGCUGUGGGGCUUGCGUCGGUAGUCCUUUCUACCUUAUAAAAACCCAACUUCAAGCUCGGUCUCACCAGGCCAUCGCAGUAGGUCACCAGCACACUCAUCACGGCAUGACCCACGGGCUCCGCCUUAUAUACUCCGAUGGGGGAUUCUUUGGGUUGUGGAGGGGCGUGUCAGCAGCCAUUGCCAGGGUUACGGUAGGAUCAGCAGCCCAGCUCUCUACGUUCAGUGCAACAAAAGAAUUUAUCAAAGAUAGCAAGGUUUUCCGAGAUGAAAGCAUCCUCGUACCCAUAACUGCCAGUAUGAUCAGUGGUGUAGCCGUCGUAGUCUUCAUGACACCAUUCGAUGUGAUAAGCACUCGUCUGUACAACCAAGGCUUAGAUGGGAAAGGGCGUGGUCUUUACUACCGGGGAUUCCUGGACUGUUUCUUGAAGGUUCUAAUGAAGGAGGGACCACUCGGGUUCUACAAGGGUUGGUCUGCGUCAUGGUUUAGACUAGCACCCCACACAGUUCUUAGUCUAGUCUUCUGGGACCAGACGAGAAUCUUGUACAAGAAUAUCCAGGACUCGUUUACUAGCUGAUGAACAAGGGGGCUUAGACUAGCACCUCACAUGUUCUUAGUCUAGUAUUUUGGGCCCAGGCAAGGAUCUUGUACAGUGUACAAACAUGUCCAGGAAUCUUUUACUAGAUGACGAACAAGAUGGUUUAGUCUAGCCCCUCACAAGUUUUUAGUCUAAUAUUUUGAGACCAGGCAAGAAUAUUGUACAAGUAUGCAAAGGACUUGUUGGCUGUUCGAGGAUAAUGUAUCAAGAGAUCGUAAUUGACAAGGUUCAAUAAACAAUAUGAGUAUAAACUGUGAGUAUAUGUCUUGAUAGAUACAUGUAAAGGGAAUAUUGGUUUGUGCUUUCAUUCAUUCAUCAUACUUGCUAGAGUAGAUAUUUUUGAUGUUUAUACGGUGCUCUGUUACUUGAAUUUGACAUUUAAAAUUCAAUAUUUGAAAUUGUUGUGACAGAGCUAACAAUGGAAGCCUAAUAUGUUUUUGAUAUGGAUGACAAGCAUAGAACUGCAAUCACAAAUUGGCAACUCUGUGACAUAUUUCACAUGGUCCUCUGCCAUUUGAUCCGUAGUAAAAAAAAUGAUCAUAUUUACUCAUAGUUACACACAUCCUUUAUUUGUUGAUUGCACAUAAUUAUAUUUGUAUACAAUCCCUGUAUGAAACAACUUUUCUUUCAUGAACUAGGAAAAAAAUGGAAAAUGUAUGAAAUGUAUGCACAGAACAAAUGGGAGAGAACAUCUAAAGAUGUGUCACAGCAUUACAGUUU
This is a messenger RNA of Strongylocentrotus purpuratus (purple sea urchin), 1859 nucleotides long. RefSeq names its product solute carrier family 25 member 35. Bases 189 to 1118 code for a protein of 309 amino acids. Lineage: Eukaryota; Metazoa; Echinodermata; Echinoidea; Camarodonta; Strongylocentrotidae. The record is from RefSeq and is a predicted model, not a curated record. The transcript has 3 exons.